ACUGCGGACAGCGUUAUAUCCGGGAGAGCUCGUGUCGGCUGCUUCCUGCGCACAUGUGCGAGUCUCUGCUGCCUGACCCGGGGUUCUGUGAUCACAAUGCAGCGGAAGAAGAUUGAUAACCGUAUCCGGGUGCAGAUUGAGAACGGAGUGGCCGAGAAAUUCAGAAGUUUGUUUGUAAUUGUGGGAGAUCAUGGAAAGGAUCAGGUGGUCAUUCUGCAUCACAUGCUCUCCAAAGCUGCCGUCCGAGCCCGGCCCUCGGUUCUUUGGUGUUAUAAGAAGGAACUGGGCUUUAGUAGCCACAGGAAGAAAAAAAUGAGGAAACUGCAGAAAAGGAUAAAGAGCGGCUCACUGAACAUCAAUGAGGACGACCCCUUCGAGCUUUUUAUCGCAGCCACCAACAUCCGUUAUUGUUACUAUAAUGAGACUCAUAAAAUCCUGGGGAACACUUAUGGCAUGUGUGUAUUACAGGAUUUUGAGGCCCUGACGCCCAACUUGCUGGCCCGUACGGUGGAAACGGUGGAGGGUGGUGGUCUUGUCAUUCUCCUCCUGCGCACAAUGAGUUCACUCAAGCAGCUGUACACUAUGACCAUGGACGUUCACUCCCGGUACAGAACGGAAGCGCAUCAGGAUGUGGUGGGGCGCUUUAACGAAAGGUUCAUUUUGUCCCUGUCCUCCUGUAAGAACUGCGUGGUGAUAGAUGACCAGCUGAAUAUACUGCCCGUCUGCAGCCACAUUGCCAACAUCACUCCCAUUCCACCCAAGACGCAGGAAACGACCCUCCCCCCUGACGAGCAGGAGUUGCAGGAUGUGAAGCUGAGUCUGCAGGACACUCAGCCUGUGGGGGUUCUGGUGGAGAACUGCAAAACCUUGGACCAGGCGAAGGCCUUGCUAAAAUUUAUUGAAUCUGUAUCGGAGAAGACUCUUCGUAGUACUGUGACCCUGACGGCAGCUCGAGGUCGUGGGAAAUCGGCCGCUCUGGGGCUGGCGAUAGCUGGCGCUGUGGCGUUUGGGUACUCGAAUAUCUUUGUCACCUCUCCGAGCCCUGAUAACCUGCACACCCUGUUUGAGUUCAUCUUUAAAGGAUUUGACGCACUGCAGUACCAGGAGCACCUGGACUACGAGAUUAUCCAGUCCCUGAACCCCGAGUUUGAGAAAGCGGUUGUCCGAGUGAAUGUGUUCAAGGAGCACAGACAAACCAUCCAGUAUAUCCAUCCGGGGGAUGCAGUGAAGUUGGGACAGGCGGAACUGGUGGUGAUUGAUGAAGCUGCAGCGAUUCCCCUGCCUCUCGUGAAGAGUCUCAUGGGCCCAUACCUGGUUUUUAUGGCAUCUACCAUCAAUGGGUACGAGGGAACCGGACGCUCUCUGUCUCUGAAACUCAUCCAGCAGCUCCGGCAGCAGAGUGCGGACAGUCAGAUAUCCAUAACGGCUGAGAACAAGUCCACCAGCACCCAGCGGCUGGCGUCAGCCCGGACCCUACAUGAAGUCUCCCUGCAGGAGUCUAUACGUUACGCUCCCGGGGACCCUGUGGAGAAAUGGCUGAAUGACCUGCUGUGUUUAGAUUGUCUGAACAUCAGCAGAAUGAUUUACGGCUGUCCCAUCCCCCAGACGUGCGACCUAUACUAUGUGAACCGCGACACCCUGUUCUGCUACCACAAGGCCUCCGAGUCUUUCCUGCAGAGAUUGAUGGCGCUCUACGUUGCCUCGCACUACAAGAAUUCUCCAAAUGAUCUGCAGCUGCUGUCUGAUGCCCCCGCCCAUCACAUUUUCUGCCUCAUCCCCCCCGUUCCUCCCACCCAGAAUUCCCUGCCUGAAGUCCUGGCGGUUAUCCAGGUCUGUCUGGAGGGAGAGAUUUCCCGUCAGUCCAUCAUGAGCAGCCUGUCACGUGGGAAGAAAGCUUCCGGGGAUCUCAUUCCCUGGACGGUUUCUGAACAGUUUCAAGAUCCGGAUUUUGGCAGUCUGUCUGGAGGAAGAGUUGUGAGAAUUGCUGUCCAUCCGGACUACCAAGGGUUCUUCUGCUACAAAACGGCCACAGCCGUUGCCGCUAUAACUUUUCCAGAGGAGGAGUUGGAGACAUCCCCAUUGGAGAAGGGGGAAGUAGACCCAGAGUGGGGCGAGUUUUCGGCCUGGGAAUAUGAGGAGUUUUCUACUAGCUCAGGUGUUAGAUUGCUGAUAUAA
Molecule: messenger RNA, 2175 nt
Organism: Pseudophryne corroboree (corroboree frog)
Lineage: Eukaryota; Metazoa; Chordata; Amphibia; Anura; Myobatrachidae
Gene: NAT10
Product: N-acetyltransferase 10
Exons: 19
Coding region: 97-2175 (692 amino acids)
Biological process (GO): rRNA acetylation involved in maturation of SSU-rRNA
Cellular component (GO): nucleolus; 90S preribosome
Molecular function (GO): 18S rRNA cytidine N-acetyltransferase activity; tRNA binding; ATP binding
Source: RefSeq, a predicted model, not a curated record